This is a messenger RNA of Danaus plexippus (monarch butterfly), 2009 nucleotides long. Its product is annotated as facilitated trehalose transporter Tret1-like. Gene Ontology annotation, molecular function: transmembrane transporter activity. The coding region runs from base 197 to 1624 and encodes 475 amino acids. Lineage: Eukaryota; Metazoa; Arthropoda; Insecta; Lepidoptera; Nymphalidae. The record is from RefSeq and is a predicted model, not a curated record. Gene Ontology annotation, cellular component: membrane. The transcript is spliced from 10 exons. Gene Ontology annotation, biological process: transmembrane transport.
CUUGUUAGUUUGUUACAUUAUCAAUAAAUAUAAAUAAAUUCUGUGUAUUUCAAACAAAGGCCAUUAUUCGUUAAUGUCUCCAGUCGUUAAACUAUAAAUUUAAUAACAGCGAGCUAGUUCGUCGUGCUAAUUAAAAUUAUUUAAUGUGUAUUACGGCAUCGGUUCCAGAGUAUUUGUGAUUUGUAACGGUUAAGCCAUGAAGAAAUUGCGUUUCUUUUGUGAGGGCAGCCAGUUUAAUCAAAUACUAUGUGCAUUUUUGAUAUCUAUACCAAUGUUCUGUUAUGGAAACACUAUUGGCUGGAUGUCUCCUAUGACGCUUCUGCUACAAUCAGAUAAAUCACCCAAAGGGGUGCCUCUGACAGAUCUCGAGAUUUCUUGGAUGGCAUCUUUGCCAUAUUUAGUGUGUGUGCCUGGUACGUAUUUAAUGGCUGCGAUUGGAGAUCGCUACGGAAGAAAAUUAGCUCUUCUCAUAAUGUCCGGUAUAUCGGUGGCUGUAUGGGUUUUGAAGUUAAGCUCUAUGAAUAUCUGGGUUUUCAUCAUAGCGAGGAUCUUAGCUGGCAUUAUCAUGGCGGGAAGCUGCGUGACCUGUCCCACCUACAUUAAAGAGAUCAGCGAAGACAACAUCAGAGGAGCUCUAGGUUGCUGGGGCGCGCUGUUUUUCACAACUGGAAGUUUAUUUGCCUACAUAAUAUGCGAUGUCUGCAGCUACAAUGUGAUAUUAAUAAUUUUCACUAUCAUACCGGCUGUGCAUUUUGUGAUAUUCCUGACGAUGCCAGAAUCACCUUCGUAUCUUAUAAAGAGGGGGAGAGAAGAAGAAGCAUCAAAAUGUUUGCAAUGGUUGAGAUGCAGAAGUGAAUUUGAUUCAACUAUCAAAAGUGAAAUAGAUUACGUGAAACGAGAGCAAAAGAAUGAUGAGGGUCGUGAACAAUUUCUAUUAAGGAACAUUCUUUCGGACAAGAUCCUCCGAAGAGCAUUUCAAAUAUCUUUAGUAGCUGCGUUGUCCAGAGAGCUUUGUGGAGCUGUUCCAGUUUUGAAUUUUGCUGGGGACAUCUUCCAUUUAGCCUCGGAGGAAACUGGUCUGAAACUCAGUGCCAACCAACAGGCCAUGGUGCUCGGCACGGUCCAGUUGUGUGGGGCUACCUUAGCUUCUGGUAUUGUCGAGAGAUGUGGCCGCCGACCCCUACUCUUCGUUAGUUCAGCGAUAUCUGGUCUAAGCAUGUGUCUAUUGGCAACCUGGUUCCUGUUACAAUACCUCCACCCUCCAGCAUGGAUUCCUGUGAUAACUCUGUGCUUAUGCAUAUUCUGUGAUGCUGCUGGGCUGAUGCCUAUAGCUGUUGUGAUAGCCAGCGAGACCUUCUCUUUUAAGUAUCGAGGCACAGUAUUAGCAACGACAAUGGCAAUAGCAUCAGUGGCAGACUUUAUACAGCUUUUGUUCUUCAAGCCUUUAGUGAGAGCAAUUGGGAUACACGUGUCAUUCUACUUUUUUGGCCUAAUGUGUCUACUCACGGCUGUCUACGUUAUAAUAAUGGUACCAGAAACUAGGAACAGGAAAUUAGAAGAAAUUUAUUACGACUUGAAGACUAACAAGGAGAAAAAAGAAUUGGAGAAUAGAAAUGCUUUUUAAAAGUGAAUUUAUUUAUUUCGUAUUCUUCAGUAUUUAUUUGAUAUGAACGACAACGCUUAUUUAGAAUUAUAAUUUAACAUUUACUAUAUACAUUUUUAUUAAUUAAUUUAUAAUUUAAUCUGACAUAAUUGUAAUAGAUAAACGGUGACCCUUUUUCACUUUCGAUUGCGUAGUUGCUUUUAAAUAUGAUUUUAGUUAAAUAUUUCCUAUAUGUUUAUAAGUAUAAAUGUUUUUUGUUAAGUUAUUUACGUUUUAUUAAUCUCUAAUUUUAAAUUAAACCUCGGACUACGGUCGACCGUCAACAUUCCAUAUUUAAAUUGGUUCAGUUUUGCUAUCGUGAAAGCAAGACGGUUACUUACGCAUGUAAUAAAAAUUAUGGGAAACA